AUGGCCUCCAAGAAGGGAGUUUCCAGUAACCUCGCUGGCCGAGGUGAAGGUCAAGAAGCCGGCGUGCGCGGAGUGCCGGAGGAGGAAGAAGCGAUGCGGGCAUCGCGACGACCUUUCUCCGGCCUCCCAGGCCAUUGUUUCCCCCGCCAGCGCCGCCAAUGCUGCCGACGUCCCCCCGCCGCCGUCCAAGUCGAUAACUCGAUCGACGACAACAACACCACGGCGGUGAUUCCUCAUCCGACCCUGGAGGGUGACCAGGGUCGUAACCCAACCACCUCGGCCUCCGGUGCCGAUAUCCCUGCUGUCGCUGCCCCCGGAACCGCCGCUGACACACCCAGCGAGCGUCGUUCCCAGACGCGACUCAGGAUUUCGAAGCCGCGCCGCCCGAAAGCUUCUCCUCCCUCAGCUUCCAACAACCUGGGGGGCACCGGUCUCGUAGGAGGUACAGGCCUCCUGGCGGUGAAUUCCAGCUUUGCCCGGGAACUGGGAAAGCUGUUGGAGAGGUUCGAGUCCAAUUACCAGGCCUCCAUUAUUGCACACAAUGCGGUUUUGGAGACUGGUAAGGACGUCAAGGAACUGGUGGAAUGGUGGGUUCGGACCUGGAGCGAGUAG
Messenger RNA from Penicillium subrubescens, 612 nucleotides. RefSeq lists its product as uncharacterized. The record is from RefSeq and is a predicted model, not a curated record. The coding region runs from base 1 to 612 and encodes 203 amino acids. The transcript has 3 exons. Lineage: Eukaryota; Fungi; Ascomycota; Eurotiomycetes; Eurotiales; Aspergillaceae.